Molecule: messenger RNA, 2533 nt
Organism: Mus musculus (house mouse)
Lineage: Eukaryota; Metazoa; Chordata; Mammalia; Rodentia; Muridae
Gene: Gorasp2
Product: golgi reassembly stacking protein 2
Exons: 9
Coding region: 523-1791 (422 amino acids)
Biological process (GO): response to endoplasmic reticulum stress; Golgi organization; establishment of protein localization to plasma membrane
Cellular component (GO): Golgi apparatus; endoplasmic reticulum membrane; Golgi membrane
Source: RefSeq, a predicted model, not a curated record
AACACUGCUCUUUAUAAACGUGAGCUGAGAAUACCUGAUAUUCCAACCCCAGAAAGGCACUGUGAACUAUCCUCAGGUAUACAAUCUUAUUAAACAAGACCUAAAACAAAGCAAGCGCCAGGCGUGCUCGGCAUCUGCUCCCUUCCUCUCUGGCCUCUGGUCACCAGGAGGCGCUGCGACCAAAUACCCUUCUGCGAAGGUAGAAACGCGCCGAGAUAAGUCUUGUCUGCUCCGGGGCCCCGUAGCGAGCCGUCGCGUUCCGGGCUGUCUUUCCGCUUUCUCGCGCUCCCUGCCUCCGCCCGCUGCGCUCUUCCGAUCGUUCCCUCCGGCUCCCGUCAGGGGGCGCUGUCUGCGGCGUGGCAGCGGCCGUGGCUGCCGGGCGACGAUCUCCCGGCGGGCUGUGCGGCCCGGCUCGGGCUGCUGCAAGUGCCACGUCCCAAGAGCUACGCGGAGUCGCCAAGCGGGCGGUGCGCGAGGCGGAGCAGCGCUGAGCCGGCCGGGUCGUACGGAUCGCCCGCCGCCAUGGGCUCCUCGCAGAGCGUCGAGAUCCCGGGCGGCGGCACCGAGGGCUACCACGUUUUGCGGGUACAGGAAAACUCCCCAGGACACAGAGCUGGACUGGAGCCUUUCUUUGAUUUUAUUGUUUCUAUUAACGGUUCAAGAUUAAAUAAAGACAAUGACACUCUGAAGGAUCUGCUGAAAGCCAACGUUGAGAAGCCUGUAAAAAUGCUCAUCUACAGCAGCAAAACCCUGGAGCUGCGGGAGGCCUCGGUCACACCGAGCAACUUGUGGGGCGGCCAGGGCUUGUUGGGGGUUAGCAUUCGUUUCUGCAGCUUUGACGGGGCCAACGAAAACGUUUGGCAUGUGCUGGAAGUGGAAUCCAAUUCCCCAGCAGCGCUGGCAGGAUUGAGACCUCACAGUGAUUACAUCAUUGGAGCUGAUACCGUCAUGAAUGAGUCUGAAGACCUGUUCAGCCUUAUUGAGACCCACGAAGCAAAGCCCCUGAAGCUCUACGUGUACAACACAGACACAGACAACUGCAGAGAAGUGAUCAUCACACCAAACUCUGCAUGGGGCGGAGAAGGCAGCCUUGGAUGUGGCAUUGGCUAUGGUUAUUUGCACCGAAUACCUACACGCCCCUUUGAAGAAGGAAAGAAGAUUUCCCUUCCAGGACAAAUGACUGGUACCCCCAUUACUCCUCUUAAGGAUGGGUUUACAGAGGUCCAGCUGUCUUCAGUCAGUCCUCCAUCUUUGUCACCACCAGGAACUACAGGAGUUGAGCAGAGUCUGUCUGGACUCUCCAUUAGCUCGGCACCACCAGCUGUCAGCAAUGUUCUCAGUACAGGUCUGAUGCCUUUGUCAGCAGGGCUGCCUAGCCUCCCCAACCUCCCCAGCCUCUCCAACUUCAACCUCCCUGCUCCGCACAUCAUGCCAGGGGUCGGUUUGCCAGAGCUCGGGAGCCCGGGUUUGCCACCUCUUCCCUCCUUGCCUCCCCGAAACUUACCUGGCAUUGCACCUCUCCCCAUGCUGUCCGACUUCCUCCCGUCAUUCCCUUUGGUUCCAGAGGGCUCUUCUGCAGCCAGCGCAGGGGAGCCGCUGUCUUCCCUUCCUGCCAUGGGCCCACCUUCUGACCCUGUCAUGACUACUGCAAAGGCAGACGCCUCUUCCCUCACUGUGGAUGUGACGUCUCCUGCUUCCAAGGUCCCCACCACUGUUGAGGACAGAGUCAGCGACUGCACCCCGGCCGUCGAGAAGCCUGUGUCUGAUGCAGAUGCUUCAGAGCCUUCUUAACUGGGAACCAAUGUUCAGAACCGACGUGGUCUGUUUAGUUAACCACGGGGUCAGGUCUGGAAUCGCAAACUACCAUUGAUUUCAUACUAGUGUGUACCGUAUCUGUAGGUGUCCUGUACAUAAUUCUAAGGGGAAACUACGCAAGAGGCUGAGGGCUUGCCUCCCACCACGUCGGGGGGUUACAGCCGAGGAGGGCAAUCUGAGAAUGUGCUUGUAUUUUAAACAACCAAAAAAAGUUGUCAUGGGUGGCUUGCUGCCAGGCAUCUACUGCCGUUCUGGGAGGUUCAUCUUUGGAAGAGAGAUGGCGGGGUACCCACUGGGUUCCCUGUACCACUGCUAUGCCUUGUGUAAGGAAAUGAAAUAUUUUAUGCCUAGUGCCCACAUGCAACAUUUCUUGUACUUUGUAAGUCGUUUGCAAGAACACAGACCACCUCACUAAACUGUACAAGGAAACAAGAAUUUACUGUUGGUCUCUGUGAGUCGCAUCUCUAUUACGGUUUACACAAAACUCCCAGUUGCAGAUGUUUUGUUCCGGUCCAUGGCACACUAUUAAUUGAACAUCUUUUUAUUCUGCCUGUACACAGAUCUUGUUUUGAACUCAGAAUUAUUCAGACACCAUUUUGUAGCUGCUGCUGUUGCUUUAGAUGCCUGUGGUAAGAUGGCAUUUAAAGAGAAAGAGAGGAGCUGCGCUCUGUAGCUACUUAACGGUAUCGCGGCAAUAAACUCCAGUCGCUUUACGGUC